This is a messenger RNA of Chara braunii, 2573 nucleotides long. NCBI's taxonomy places the organism in Eukaryota, Viridiplantae, Streptophyta, Charophyceae, Charales, Characeae. The record is from the annotation of a GenBank genome assembly.
GCGAGCUGUUUGUGCGAGCAAGGAGGCUAGAUGAUUACCCUCGAAGCCCUCACUAUGAGGCCGAUCGGGGUAGAGGCGACUCCCGCGGCCGAUGGGAGAGGGACGACGAAUACGAGAGAUCGGACCGAGAUGGAUAUAGGGACGACAGAUACGAGAGAUCGGACCGAGAUGGAUAUAGUGACGACAGAUACGAGAGGUCGGAUCGAGAUGGCUACAGAGGAAGUAGAUAUGAGAGAGGAGAUCGGGACUGGGAACGACAAGAUGGGUCACGCGGACGGUUUGAGCGCGGGGGAGAUGCGAGAGAGUAGCGCGACUAGACGCGGGGAUGGUACAACCGAGCGGACCGACGCGAUGAGUCACAAGGACGAUAUGACUCGGGGGACCGCCGGAAUGAUUCGCGAGGGCGAUAUGACCAAGGAGGGUCUGAAGGAGACCGGCGCAACGAUUCGCGCGGUCGGAAUGAGAGAGGGGGAUAUGGCGUCUCAUCAGAACCAUUUCCCAAACGACAGGGCAUCUACUCCCAGGAACUCAUGCAUCUACUGUAGAGGAGAAGAUCAUAUCAAGAGGGAUUGCCCGGACCUCAAACGGGCAAUAGAUGAGGGACUUGUCGUGCUUGACGACCGCAAGUACGUCAAGUGGGCAGAUGAUCUGGGAGAUGUAUCGAUGUUUCCUUCGAUGAAGGAGAAUGUUGAAGCAAGGAGAAUAAAGACGAGUAAAGGAAUGGAGCCGGUCAGGAGCCAGAGCAUCAAUAUAAUCUUUGAGGGGGAUAUCGCGACCACACUCAUAAGGGUGGCAGCCACCAAGUCGGCAAGAGGGUCUACAUCGAAGAAGACUGACACGGAUUACAUGAUGACGGCGAAGGACGGGCAGCGGGUCGAUGGAGAGGAGGUUAUCCUUUCACCGCGAAAGAGGGGAGUGAAUAAGUUCUUAAUGAAGAGUUCGUUGGACGAGAUUGACACGGUUGAGCCACUGAGGCGGGCCCUUCGGCAACCAAUGCAGUGCUUUAUUCUGGAGUACCUUGCGGCAUCGAAGCCGGCUCGUGAUGAAUUACAGAUGAUCACGCGGAAGACUCGCAUACCUCUAUCAGAGGAGGGUCAGGGGGCCCCUAAAGCGGAAGCUUCUACAGUAGCGGUAACGGGGGUGACUGCCAGAGCGGAUCGCAUGGCGACAGUCCUUCUCGAUGGAAUGGAAGGUGUGCCUCCAGACAAGGUUUAUAUACUUGGUAGCGGGGACGUAGAGACGAUUAUAAACGAUGGAGUGAUACUCGAUGUUGUGAUUGAUAACGGCAGUGAGGCUGUCAUCAUAGACGAGGACCUGGUAGUACAAGUUGAACUGGGCCUCGAUAGGUCAUACCUAUUCGAGAUAGAGACGGUUGAUGGGAGAAAGCAACAGAUCACUGGGGUUUGUCACAAGGCAGCCAUUGAGGUCCAAGAGGUAAGGGUGACCCUGCCUGUCUUUGCAGUCAAGAACUGUAGCUCCGACCUGCUCCUGGGUCGAACGUGGCUGAGCCACGUGCAUGCGGUGACGAUAGAGCGACCUGAUGGGAGCCAAACAUUGUCCAUUAGGAAGCGAGACGGGACACGGGUGAUGAUUGAGACAGUGGAGCCUCGGGACUCGAGGAACAGAGCAACUCUCGCUGUGGGGGCAAGACCCAGUGAUCAGAUUAAGUCGUUACCCAUCUCCGGCCGCGCGGUGCGAUUUCGCGAGAAGAGAUAUGGACCACUGCUCACGGAGGAAGAAGGUCGGAUCGUGGAGGUGGAAGAUUUAGGGAGUCGGCUAAUAGUGAACGGUAACUCGUACCCAAAGGAAAAAGAUGAGGAAUUUGGCGGUGUGGAGCGAGGACGUGUGAUAGAAACUCUGAAGACAUGUGAUAAGGCAAUAGCUUUCAGCGACGCGGAGCGCGGUAGGAUUGACCCUCGAUACGCUAAGCCAGCAAGGAUUUACACGAUACCACAUGUUCCCUGGAACGACGCAGGAUGGAAAUACGCCCAGAAGGAGAAGGAAAAAGUUAUCGCUUUCCUGAAAGAAAAGAUGGUUUCCCACGUUGCGGAACCGUCUGAUAGCGCUUAUGCAAAUCGAUGGUUCUUCCUACGAAAGCCGAAUGGCAAGAUYYGAUGGAUCSAGGAYCUUCAGAAGGUCAACGCGGUGACGAUACGAGACGUGGGCUCCGUGCCACACGCCGAUUUACUGGCAGAAGGCGCAGCAGGUGUUGAACACGACCGCGUCGUCGUGUUCAACACGAUGACGGUCGCUGUCAUCGUGUCGAACACGAUAGAGGUGGCACACCCCGACCCCGCCGUCGUGUUCGAUGCGAUGACGUUCACUCUCGUAGCCGCCGUGUCGGUGGUAAUGUUGUCCGUGGUAAUGUUCAACAAGCGACGGUCGAACGUUGACAUUAUCGCCACCAAAGCACCGUCGCGUUCAACAAGCAGGCGGUCGCUCAUCGUCAUCUUCAUCACGACGACGGUGGACAUGACCUCGUUGUCGUGAGAAUACGGUGACGGUGGAUCUCGCCGUGUGCGUCUGUCGUGUUGUGCAAUGCGAUGAUGCGCCGUCGUGUUGGACACGAUCGC